This is a messenger RNA of Diaporthe amygdali, 1041 nucleotides long. RefSeq lists its product as uncharacterized. NCBI's taxonomy places the organism in Eukaryota, Fungi, Ascomycota, Sordariomycetes, Diaporthales, Diaporthaceae. The transcript is spliced from 2 exons. The record is from RefSeq and is a predicted model, not a curated record. Bases 1 to 1041 code for a protein of 346 amino acids.
AUGCAUGGGAUUAUUGAGGCUCUUUGGGAUAGACAGAUCCAAGAUACGAGUCAUCGUCUUCGCAAUGGGGAACCUGUCACAAGCCUACAACAUGCCGCCUACACAAGAUACUAUCUCAUUCAGCAAACCUAUUUGGCCCAUGAGCUUGGAAUACAAGACAGCGUCGAAGACGUGCGCUUCGUGUCGGACGUCGCCAAGCUGCUUCGAAGCAACCUCACACACCAGGAAGUGAUCUCAGUUGUCGAAGAGCGGCUCAACUUGGAAAAAGGCCAAGUGGCUGCACAACACUGCGAGGAAAUAGUAAGUUUCACUGCGCGGCUAUUGGUCAUGAUGAAUAUGGGGCGCUUCAUGAGCGAAGCACACCAACGACGGAAUAUCUUAUGGGGGUCAAGAUCGCUCAGGGACUGUGUGGACGAUUUCUUUUCUGAGACCCCUCAAAUGAGCUACGAGAGCGUUAAACUGCCUAAAGCCUUCAACGCAUGGAGUAUUGAGACAGUUGCUGGUAUAAAGGUCAGAUUAAUCGACAACCUCGCCGAUCAUCUGCUUCUUGUUGAAGAUGACACCACGGUGCUUAUCUUUCAUCACGCUUCCUUUCUGGAAUGUCAGCAUGCAAGCUCUAUUCUACCCAAAGGCCUCGCCGAAGAGACAUUGAGGACGCUCGCCCUGCUAUUUCCUCAAGCGGAGUUUUCCAGAGCGCGACGGGCUGACCGCAACAAAACAGCCUGGCUAAAGAAGCUUUAUGAAAGAUACGAGAAGAGCAACUGUCUCGUGGAUGGAAGGCUGACCAGGUGUGGGAAUCUGACUACUAGUGAUCGACAAGUGCAGAAUUUCAGAUUCUGGAGAGAUCGGCUGGUGGUUCUCAAGCAGGCUUAUGAUGAGGCGACUCCUACUACACUUACCCAAUGGUGGCAUGAUCGUCGGAACGGGGUGCAGUGGUACACAUUCUGGGUUGCGGUUCUGGUCCUGGGACUCACUAUUUUCUUCGGGCUCGUACAGUCCAUUGAGGGAGCGCUUCAGGUUUACAAAGCUUAUAAUCCUUGA